GGAAGAGGAAGUGGUUGCCAGCAAAGCAGAGGAGCUGAAACAGAGCUAGUUUGGUAACUAGCGACACUUUUAUAAACACGUUAUAUAUCUAUGGUGGUUCGAACAACUUCUUCAAACGGCUAGCCAGCUAGUUAGGCAGAUGGAGGUUCCGUCCUACCAGGCCAGGCUUCUCUCUGAGCUGGAUGAGCAGCGGAGGAGGGACUUCUUCUGCGACUGCAGCAUCCUGGUGGAAGGGCGGGUCUUCAAGGCACAUCGCAACAUCCUGUUUGCCAGCAGCGGCUACUUCCGUGCCUUAUUGGUCCACUACCUACAGGACAACGGUCAGGGCCACAGCACGGCCUCUCUGGACAUUGUGACGGCAGAGGCCUUCUCGUCCAUCUUGGACUUCCUGUACUCGGGCCGUCUGGGCCUCAGCAGCUCCAAUGUGAUAGAGGUGAUGUCAGCUGCCAGCUACCUCCAGAUGACAGACGUGGUCAGCUUCUGCAAGAGCUACAUCCGAUCCUCCCUGGAGAUCUGCUCCCGCCAGAGGGAGGAGGGGAAGGAGAGGGGCGGGGGAAGCGGGGAGGCUGAUAGUGGAACCCCUGCCCUCCCCCCUGCCCCCUCCACACUCCCCCCCUCCCCCCUGGGGCCCAUGGCAGCCCCCUCUCUGGGGCCCUGUGGGGGUCCUGUUGUGGUUUCAGAUGCGUCAAACUCUAUGCGGGCCCCCUUGGCGGCAGCCCCCUCCGCCACUGGCGCUGUCAGGGACUCUGAGAGCGAUGGCAGCCCCAGGAGGGAGUGCCUGUCUGUGGGUGGGCAGGGGCCCAGGGACCACUCCCAGCCCUCCUCCUCCUCCUCCACAUCCUCGGGGCUGUCGCUGGUGUUGGUGCACCCAAAGAUAGAAUACGAUCCGGACGAAGAGCUAACCCUAUCCUCUGACGAUAAAGACCUGUUCAGCAACGAAGCCCCUCAUCAUGACAGGCUGCUCCCCAGCAGCUCCAACCCCAGUGGUGAGCGCUCCACCCUGGGCUACAGUGGCUACCAUGCCCUGGGCCGAGAUGGAGGAGCCAGUCCCCACAGGGACAGAGGGGAACAAGGCCAGAUGCUUGCCCAGGGAAUAAGCUUUGGACCUGGGGCAGGCAGAGUGGACGAGGGCCCUGGUCUGGGGCCGUCCAGCAUGGAGAUCCACAGUGACUGGUAUGGAGAGGACACAGGUGACGGAGUGCUGGUGCCAGUGAAGCUCCACCGCUGUCCCUUCUGUCCGUACGCGGCCAAGCAGAAAGGCAUCCUGAAGAGACACGUGCGCUGCCACACUGGGGAGAGGCCCUUCCCCUGCCAGCUAUGUGGCAAGAGGUUCACCAGGCAGGAGCACCUCCGCAGCCACGCACUGAGUGUGCAUCGCUCCAGCUGGCCUGUGGUGUGUAAGGGCUGCAGGCGCUCCUUCAGCGGGGUGGUGUCCAGCGGCCUGAAGCGCUUUGGCCUGUGUGACAGCUGCACCUGCGUCUCCACCACCCACCAGGACACCGCCCACCUGGACCAAGCCCACCACACCAGCCAACCAGGAGACGGAGAGCACGGGGACGGGGACACGGAUUGGUCGAGUUUCAUGGAGGAUGUAGAGGAAGUGGAGGUUGGGGCCAAUAUGGAGGAGAGGCUGGAGGAGAGGAGGGGACUCCACACUGCACAGCUCCCUCUGGGGACAGGCAUGAUCUGAGUGACAGAAAGGGCCAAACCUUUUUCAGGGGUGUUCGUCAAGACCAGGGGUCUCCCACCCUGCGCCGGGAGAAAGACCCGCCUCUCCAGGAGCAGGGUUGGAGUGUAACCCUACAGGAGGGUAUCUCUCCAGGAGCAGGGUUGGAGUGUAACCCUA
Hypomesus transpacificus is the source of this 1846-nucleotide messenger RNA. It is a transcript of the gene zbtb8b, whose product is annotated as zinc finger and BTB domain containing 8B. Bases 140 to 1690 code for a protein of 516 amino acids. The transcript is spliced from 6 exons. Gene Ontology annotation, biological process: regulation of transcription by RNA polymerase II. NCBI's taxonomy places the organism in Eukaryota, Metazoa, Chordata, Actinopteri, Osmeriformes, Osmeridae. Gene Ontology annotation, molecular function: DNA-binding transcription factor activity, RNA polymerase II-specific; RNA polymerase II cis-regulatory region sequence-specific DNA binding; protein binding. The record is from RefSeq and is a predicted model, not a curated record.